Messenger RNA from Dioscorea cayenensis subsp. rotundata (Guinea yam), 4485 nucleotides. Its product is annotated as RNA polymerase II C-terminal domain phosphatase-like 3. Gene Ontology annotation, molecular function: RNA polymerase II CTD heptapeptide repeat phosphatase activity. The record is from RefSeq and is a predicted model, not a curated record. The transcript is spliced from 12 exons. Lineage: Eukaryota; Viridiplantae; Streptophyta; Magnoliopsida; Dioscoreales; Dioscoreaceae. Bases 311 to 3997 code for a protein of 1228 amino acids. Gene Ontology annotation, cellular component: nucleus.
UCUUCCGUCUUCUGGUUGUCUGAUUCCUUUCCUCUCGUUCGUGCUUUCACAUUUUUGCCCGGAUCUCGAUUGAUAGGUGUUGUUUUUUAACCCCAAAUUGGAAAUUUAAAACACUAUUUCACAAAUCGAAACCAUUGUCGAUCGAUUUCUCUCGUCGAGAUCUUUGGAACGAGCUAGGAUUUGCAGAAAACGGCGGCCUGUGACCCCGAACGUAACCCUAGAUCUGGAAAUCUCGGAAACCCUAACCCUAGAGCCGAUCAUCGAUCGCCGGAGCUCCGGUGAGCGCGCCUUUAGUUCUGAUUUUGGCUCUAUGCGCGUGGCCGGAUCCAAUCGGUUCUUUAUAAACCCUGGAGAGGAGGAAACCCUAGACCGGAUGUCGAGGGACGAUGAGAUGUCCGACGGGGGGUCGUCGGAGUCCUUGGAGGAGAUAUCUGCUGAUGCCUUCAAGCGGCGGGAUGACAUCAGGGGAUCGAGAUCUAGGGUUUGGAUGGAGGUCCCGAGGCAGAGGAACUACAGUCCUCAUCUCUACAACUUCGCCUGGGCUCAGGCGGUGCAGAACAAGCCACUGGGGUUCGAGGUCAGCCCCAUGGGGUCGGUGGAGAUCGUCGGCGAUGGGGAGAAGGGUGUAAAGGAGGAUCCUUGCGAUGUGGUGAUUGAAGACAGUAGCGAGAAUGUGGGAGGGGAGAAGGAAGAAGGGGAGUUGGAGGAGGGGGAGAUCGGGUUCGGCUCUGACGUCGUUGCCCCCGUUACUGAUGUUGAUGAAAGCAAUGAGCCUCCACCCGAUGCCGAUGAGAGCAAUGGGAAGGAGGACAUUGAAGUGGAAGUUGAAGAGAUGGGGGAGUUUGAUAAAAGUGUGAGUUUGAUACUUGAAGAGUUGGAUGCUAUAACUGUUGAAGAGGUGGAGAAAUCCUUUGAAGCUUCUUAUUUGCGGUUACUCAAGUGUUUUGAGAGCUUGAAGCAGAUGUCAUCGGAUGAGCAUACACCUGUUGUUGAUGCCUUGGUGCAGCAGGCAUUCAUUUCGAUUCAGACACUGCAUUCUGUGUAUAGUUCGGGGAACUUGAAAAAUAUGGAUCAAGCUGAGAAAUUUCUUGUGAGGUUGUUAAUGCGUAUUAAGAACCAAUAUCAUGUUCUUUUAAACCCUGAGCAAAUGAAGGAGAUUGAUGUUCUGGUGCAAACACUAGUUUUUGAGAACUCAAAUAAAGAGAAAGAGAUGAAAAUGAAUGUUGAUAGGAGUGGAUCUGCUAAGCUAGCUGAAAAACCUGUUUUUGACCAAAGAAAGCCUAGUUUUCCAAAUUUAGAACUUCCCGUGACGCCAAGAAAUAGGGUUUUGGUGGAUCUCCAUGCUAAGUACGAUGAAGGAAGCCUUCCUUCUCCUACACGUGAUAACCCACAGCCAUUGCCUAUGCUACAACCUAUUGGAGUUGGUGUUAGUGUUGGUGCAACUACACCUUCCCAACCAAUAGCUUCAAAGAAUGUGAAUGCUGAUGAUACCUCUGUGCAUCCAUAUUUGACAGAUGCACUUAAAGCUGUUUCUUCUUAUCAGCAGAAGUAUUCCAAAACAACCUUCCUCCAGUCUAACAGGCUCCCAAGCCCAACUCCUUCUGAGGAUGGUAAAAAUAAUGAUGAUGAUACUCGUGGUGAAGUCUCUAGUUCCUCAGUUAGCAGCCAUUCCAAAAGUACGAAUUCUACAAGUUCAUCGCAAGAUAUUGGAUCUAGUAGCAGUAAUGUUUCAAUGAUGAACUUGACUGUGCAGCCAGUAGCUCCUACCAAAACAGUUGUGCAAAUGAGUUGUGCGCCAAAUUCUGUCAUGAAGUCUGCUGCAAAAAGUAGAGAUCCAAGACUGAAAUUUGUUAAUGCUGAGGUUGGUGAUUCUCCAGAUCAAAGCAAACACACCGCUUCCCUUGAGUCUACAGCCCUAAAAAAUGGACCAGUUGGAGCAUUGGUGAACACACGGAAGCACAAAGUACUUGAUGAGCCUUUGUUGGAUGACCAUCACAUGAAAAGGCGAAGAAAUGGUGUUUCAGAUCCAAGAGAUGUGCUGAUGACUUCAGGUAGAGGAGGAUGGUUGGGAAGCAGUAGUUCCAUGUCUGCUCAACCAAACAGCAGGAUUUAUGGAGGUGAAAGUGUAGAUGUUCAGAGGAAACCUGGAAAUGGUGAAAUUGUUUCUGACCGAAGACCAGAUGCCUGCAUGAUAACUAAGGCUUCAAAUAAUGCAAUUGAGUUGAAUUCCAUUUUGAGCACUGCUGCUGCUGUGUCUUUGCCUAAUUUGUUGAAGGGCAUUGCUGUGAAUCCCACAAUGCUUGUGGAACUGCUUAAGAUGGAACAACAGAGAUUAGCAGGAGGAGCUCAACAAAAACCAGCUGAUGCAAUACAAAAUUCUGCUAUUAACAGAACAGCUGCAGUCCCUUCUUUGAGUAUCGCUUCUCUGAAUUCUGCAGAACUUGGACAGAGACAAGCAGGAAAAUCUCAGAUGCCUGCUCAAACAAUUCCCACGAAUAUCCAGACUGACACUUCCAAAAUUCGCAUGAAACCCCGCGACCCUCGGCGUAUCCUUCACAAUAAUUUGGCCCAGGCUGCCUUGGAACAGACAAAAUCAACUGGAAAUUUAUCAACUGAUGGCCUGAUGAACAAGGAUUUACAAAGAGUUGGUGAGCAAGGAGAACAGGCACAGACCACCACUUUGCUCCCACAUUCUACUUCCAGGCCUGAUGUGUUGCAGCAGUUAACCUCAAAUCCCAGGAACAAUGCUGAUAGUAUUCCCAGCUCGCAAACAACCACUCCUCUGCUCACAGUUCUUCCACAAAGCACACCACAACCCAACAUGAACAAGAUAAGUAAGGUUGACAUCAGACCAUCAUCAGCAGAAUCUAAUGAUCAAAAGUCUGGUUCCAUCUCAUCUUCUGACGGUGUAUCUGAUGCUGCACAAGCUUCAAACCCAUGGGGGGAUGUUGAACACCUGCUAGAUGGUUAUGAUGAUCAUCAAAAAGCUGCCAUCCAGAAAGAGAGAGCAAGAAGAAUUGAAGAACAGAACAAGAUGUUUGCCUCCCGGAAAUUAUGUCUUGUUCUUGAUCUAGAUCACACACUCCUAAAUUCAGCUAAGUUUACUGAAGUAGAUCCUAUUCACGACGAGAUAUUGAGAAAGAAAGAGGAGCAAGACAGAGAAAAGGCCCAGAGGCAUCUUUUCCGUCUUCACCAUAUGGGUAUGUGGACCAAGUUGAGGCCAGGAAUCUGGAACUUCUUGGAAAAGGCUAGUAAGCUCUAUGAGUUGCAUCUCUACACUAUGGGAAACAAGUUAUAUGCAACUGAGAUGGCGAAAGUGCUUGACCCCACUGGCACUCUGUUCUCGGGAAGAGUCAUUUCCAGAGGUGAUGAUGGAGAUCCUGUUGAUGGAGAUGAGAGGGCACCCAGAAGCAAGGACCUGGAAGGGGUAUUGGGUAUGGAAUCAGCUGUUGUGAUCAUUGAUGACUCUAUCAGGGUCUGGCCGCAUAACAAACUCAACUUGAUCGUGGUUGAAAGGUAUACAUAUUUCCCCUGCAGCCGACGCCAGUUUGGCCUUCUCGGCCCUUCGCUCCUUGAAAUUGACCACGAUGAGAGGCCAGAGGAUGGCACUCUUGCCUCUUCUUUGGGGGUUAUUGAGAGAAUUCACCAAAACUUUUUCUCCAAUCAUUCCCUAGACAAUGUUGAUGUUAGAAACAUUCUUGCAUCAGAGCAGCGGAAGAUCCUGGCAGGAUGCAGGAUAGUCUUCAGCCGUGUUUUCCCAGUGGGUGAAGCUAAUCCUCAUAUGCAUCCACUCUGGCAGACAGCGGAGCAGUUCGGUGCUUCUUGCACAAAUCAGGUCGACGAUCGUGUCACACAUGUUGUUGCCAAUUCACUAGGAACCGAUAAGGUGAACUGGGCUUUGUCCACUGCAAGAUUUGUUGUACAUCCUGGAUGGGUUGAAGCUUCAGCAUUGUUAUAUCGCCGGGCAAAUGAGCAUGACUUUGCGGUCAAAAUAUAAUUGAAUCAAGAAUCUCGCUCUCCCUACAAGCUUAAAAUCACUUGCUGAAAAAGUUAAUUAAGCUCCCUGAUUAAAUGAAUAUUUACGGUUUUGGUUCACUGCUCCAUUGGCCUUUGGAGAGUGAUCUCUAAAACCCUCAAUUGAAAGAAAUUAACCUCAACCCCACAUUGAGCAAGAUUAAAAGCUCAAAUUUAUGGAAAUUUUUAAUCACACUUAAAAAGAGGGAAAACUUGUAAGGUUGCUUUUAAGGGGAGAAAGCAAGCCAGAAAGAAAGUUUAAAGGCACUGGAUAAGGGGGUUGAAGGAUUUAUAUCACAUUUAUAUCACUGUGAAGGGGUGAGGAGGAAUAAGUCUUUUGUAGAUAAUGCUAAUAUUCUCCAAGAGGAUUAUUCCCCAAGUUUUAAUGAUCAAAGUAAAAUAUUUAGCAUUCUCUAUGUACAUGUAUAUAUUACAUGUUAAUGUGUCAUCUUUUGUUGUGAUCUAUCCUAA